Messenger RNA from Zophobas morio, 513 nucleotides. RefSeq names its product thioredoxin-like protein 4A. The coding region runs from base 18 to 446 and encodes 142 amino acids. Gene Ontology annotation, biological process: mRNA splicing, via spliceosome. Gene Ontology annotation, cellular component: U4/U6 x U5 tri-snRNP complex; U5 snRNP; spliceosomal complex. The transcript is spliced from 5 exons. NCBI's taxonomy places the organism in Eukaryota, Metazoa, Arthropoda, Insecta, Coleoptera, Tenebrionidae. The record is from RefSeq and is a predicted model, not a curated record.
AAGACUGUACGUUCGCCAUGUCUUUUAUGCUCCCUCAUUUAAAAAACGGUUGGCAAGUAGACCAGGCCGUAUUGUCCGAAGAGGAAAGAGUUGUUGUGGUUCGUUUCGGUCACGAUUGGGAUCCCGAAUGCAUGAAGAUGGACGAAACUUUAUACGGUAUUGCCCAUAAAGUUAAAAACUUUGCUGUUAUUUAUGUGGUUGAUAUUACGGAAACGCCGGAUUUUAAUAAAAUGUACGAACUUUACGAUCCAUGCACUGUAAUGUUUUUCUAUAGGAACAAACAUAUGAUGAUUGAUUUAGGUACUGGAAAUAAUAAUAAAAUCAAUUGGGCGAUUCAAGACAAACAAGAAAUGAUCGACAUCAUUGAAGUCGUGUAUCGCGGCGCUCGGAAGGGUAGAGGCCUCGUGAUUAGUCCAAAAGACUAUUCAACUAAAUAUCGAUAUUAAAAUUUAACGAGGCCUUCUCUAAAUCACGCUAACAUAGUGGAAGCUACACAACUGCAUUCAUUUACAC